AUGGUGAUAGCUGCAAUAGUAGUUAUAUCUGCAACGAUUGUGGUGUCUACUAGGUGUGGUGUCUGCAACAGUGGUUGUGUCUGCAACGGAGGUAGUAACUGCAACAGUGGUUAUAUCUGCUACAGUUGUGUCUGCAACGGUGGUGGUGUCUGCAACGGCCGUGGUAUCUGCAAUGGUGGUAGUAUCUGCAACGUUUGUGGUGUCUGCAAUAGUUAUGGUGUCUGCAACGAUUGUGGUAUCUGCAAUGGUGGUUGUGUCUGCAACGGUGGCAGUAUCUGCAACGUCUGUGGUGUCUGCAAUAGUUAUGGUCUCUGCAACAGUUGUGGUACCUGCAAUGGUGGUGGUAUCUGCAACGGUGGUGGUUUCAGCAAUGGUGGUGGUGUCUGCAACGGCUGUGGUGUCUGCAUUGACUGUGGUGUCUGCAACGGUUGUGGUUUCAGCAAUGUGGUAUCUGCAACGGUGGUGGUUUCAGCAAUGGUGGUGGUAGUUAUUGGAGCUGGAGUAGUUAUUGGAGCUGGAAUAUUGUUGGAGCUGGAGUAG
Molecule: messenger RNA, 540 nt
Organism: Penaeus indicus
Lineage: Eukaryota; Metazoa; Arthropoda; Malacostraca; Decapoda; Penaeidae
Product: chorion class high-cysteine HCB protein 13-like
Exons: 2
Coding region: 1-540 (179 amino acids)
Source: RefSeq, a predicted model, not a curated record